UAGUUGGUGGCAUUUUGAGGGUCCUUCCCUUCAAAGUAAGGAACCUGUGCUUCUAAAGUUCUAACUCUCACGCACUUCUCAUCAACCUUUCUUCUUUAUCUACAUUCACAUUCUCUCUCUCUCUCUCCUUAAAGGAGCACUAACCCACCAUUGAAGUCCCUCUCUCUCCAAAGGCUGCUGUUGCAGAGUUCUUGAAGUUCGAAUGAUGAGGAUCAAGCUCUUCAUCACCUGCUUCAUGCUGGCUUCGGUCGCCUUCUCUCUGCUCUUCAUCCCCGCUAAACUCGCCAUACCCAUCGCCAGAUUCAAGCCCACCAUCGCCUUCAACCUCCAGAGGGCCAACUCCUCGUACCCGGUCACCUUCGCCUACCUGAUCUCGGCGUCCCAAGGCGAUGUCCCGAAGCUCAAGCGUCUGUUGAGGGCGCUGUACCAUCCCGGGAACUACUAUCUCAUCCACAUGGAGUCCGGUGCGCCGGAGCCGGAGCGGCAGGAGGUUGCGAAGUUCGUGUCCGGAGAGCCGGUGUUUGGCUUGGUGGGCAAUGUGUGGGUGGUGGGUAAGCCCAACCUGGUCACCUACCGAGGCCCGACCAUGCUGGGGACGACCCUGCAUGCCAUGGCCAUGCUCUUGAGGACUUGUCGGUGGGACUGGUUCAUCAACCUCAGCGCCUCCGAUUACCCACUGGUGACUCAAGAUGAUUUGAUGCAUGCAUUCUCCGAGUUGCCAAAAGAUGUCAAUUUCAUACAGCACAGCAGUCGUUUGGGUUGGAAAUUCAACAAGAGGGGCAAACCCAUCAUAAUAGAUCCUGGACUUUACAGUACUAAUAAAUCAGAACUGUGGUGGGUCAUCAAACAGAGGACUCUGCCAACUGCCUUUAAGCUUUAUACAGGUUCUGCUUGGAUGGUACUAUCCCGGUCUUUCUCCGAGUACUGCAUUGCUGGCUGGGAAAACCUGCCGAGGACCCUCCUCCUUUAUUAUGCCAACUUCGUCUCCUCCCCUGAGGGCUACUUCCAAACCCUUGUCUGCAACUCUGAGGACUACAAGAACACCACGGCCAACCACGACCUCCACUACAUCUCCUGGGAUACUCCUCCGAAGCAACACCCUCGGUCGCUCGGCCUCAGAGAUUACCGGAAGAUGGUCCUCAGCAACCGGCCCUUCGCCAGGAAGUUCAAGCAGGACGACCCUGUCCUCAACAAGAUCGACCGCGAGCUGCUCAAGAAACGGAGAGGUGAGUUCACUCACGGAGGUUGGUGUUCUGGGAUGACGAAUGGUGGAAAGCCACGGAGGACUUGCUCGAACCUGCAGAGCUUGGACUACGGCGUCAUUCGACCAGGGCCAGGCGCUAGGAGAUUGAAAACCUUGCUGUCGAGGCUUUUGUCGGUUAGGAAUUUCAGUAAGCGGCAAUGUAAAUGAAAACAUCCCUUCUUCCCCUCAAUGAUACAGAGGGGGAGUUAUGAGUUUAUACAGUGAACGCAGCGAGCGGAAAUCGAGAACGUCUAGGCUACUCGUUCUCGGUUGGAUUCGUUCUCGCGUUGAUUCACGGGUAACGAUUGACGCCGCGAAUGACACCUCCAUGUUAGAGUUUGAGGAAGGAGCGGUCCAUGAUUCACGUAUCUUGAAACGUUCGUUUUUCUUUUCAAUCUCAAAAACGGGAAGGCUUGUCUAAGUUGCAAUGCCAUGGACGGUUUUUACAGUGAAUAUGAAAAGGGAAGGUGAUGUGCGCUGCAGGAAGUUAUCUUGUGUGCGCAUCAUCAUUAUCAA
Syzygium oleosum is the source of this 1759-nucleotide messenger RNA. RefSeq names its product beta-glucuronosyltransferase GlcAT14A. Bases 203 to 1411 code for a protein of 402 amino acids. Lineage: Eukaryota; Viridiplantae; Streptophyta; Magnoliopsida; Myrtales; Myrtaceae. The transcript has 4 exons. Gene Ontology annotation, cellular component: membrane. Gene Ontology annotation, molecular function: glucuronosyltransferase activity. The record is from RefSeq and is a predicted model, not a curated record.